Pteropus alecto (black flying fox) is the source of this 2115-nucleotide messenger RNA. RefSeq names its product small glutamine rich tetratricopeptide repeat containing alpha (gene SGTA). The transcript is spliced from 11 exons. Gene Ontology annotation, cellular component: membrane; TRC complex. The record is from RefSeq and is a predicted model, not a curated record. Bases 144 to 983 code for a protein of 279 amino acids. Gene Ontology annotation, molecular function: molecular adaptor activity; protein binding. Gene Ontology annotation, biological process: post-translational protein targeting to endoplasmic reticulum membrane. Lineage: Eukaryota; Metazoa; Chordata; Mammalia; Chiroptera; Pteropodidae.
AGCCGGACGGCGUCUUCCGCGCAGGCGCGGCGCUCGGGGGGCGGGGCCGGGAGCGCCGCGGUGCGCAGGCGCAGCCGUCGGUGGGUCGGGGUUCGGCCGCUUGAGAGCUCCUGGAACCCCGCGUUGUCUCCACCCAUCCCAAGAUGGAUAACAAGAAGCGCCUGGCCUACGCCAUCAUCCGCUUCCUGCACGACCAGCUGCGGCACGGCGGGCUCUCAUCCGACGCCCAGGAAAGCUUGGAAGUUGCGAUCCAGUGCCUGGAGACCGCUUUCGGGGUGACGGUGGAAGACCGUGACCUCGCGCUCCCUCAGACUCUCCCGGAGAUAUUUGAAGCUGCCGCCAUGGGCAAGGAGAUGCCGCAGCACCGGGACCCAGAGCGAACCCCGCCGUCGGAAGAGGAUUCAGCCGAGGCGGAGCGCCUCAAAACCGAAGGAAACGAGCAGAUGAAGGUGGAGAACUUCGAGGCCGCCGUGCACUUCUACGGGAAAGCCAUCGAGCUCAACCCCGCGAACGCCGUCUACUUCUGUAACAGGUACGUCCUGGCGCUGUCCAGCUUGAACAAGCACACAGAGGCCGUGGUCUACUACAAGAAGGCCCUGGAGCUGGACCCCGACAACGAGACGUACAAGUCCAACCUCAAGAUAGCGGAGCUGAAGCUGAGGGAGGCGCCCAGUCCCACGGGCGGGGCCGGCAGCUUCGACAUCGCAGGCUUGCUGAACAACCCCAGCUUCAUGAGCAUGGCUUCCAAUCUGAUGAACAACCCCCAAGUCCAGCAGCUCAUGUCUGGGAUGAUUUCCGGUGGCCACAACCCCCUGGGGACUCCUGGCACCAACCCCUCGCAGAACGACCUGGCCAGUCUCAUCCAGGCGGGCCAGCAGUUCGCUCAGCAGAUGCAGCAGCAGAACCCAGAGCUGAUUGAGCAGCUUCGAAGUCAGAUCCGAAGUCGGACGCCCAGUGCCAGCAACGACGACCAGCAAGAGUGACCGCCCACCCGUCGCAGUGGCAUCGGGCCCUUCCCAGCCAGUCAGAGGCCUCCGUGCAUCCUGCCGUUUGCUCCCGUUGGACUGCCCGAGAGAGAAAAAGAAAAAGAAUUGGACCUGCAUGUUCAGACGGAUUUCUACGAUUUUUAUUUUAUCCUCCGCCCCCCCCCCUUCCCUUUUUGUAUGCCCUCACGGCCCCAGACCUUCUCAGAACAGAGCCAGCAAGCUGUGAACACGGACCAGCACCGAUCUCCCCCAGCCCCCGGAAACCCAGCCACUAAAGUAUUUUCUAGAAUGUUCUGGGGUGGAGAUGGGCCUCAGGCCACUCUCCCAAGCAGCGGCCAGUUGUAUGUCCAGCCGCGUCAUAUCCCCUCUUCCUACAGGCCCCCCCGCGCCUCGGUCUGUCUGCAGGGGGCCCCCCAGCGCAGGAGAAGCUGCUUUCUGAGUCGGCCUUGGCCACCCGGCCACACCCUGCUGGGACAAGCUCACUGCCAGCCCCAGUCUGAGCACCAGCAUCCCCCGGGCCUUUGGACCACCAGUUCUUACGUGAGGGGACUCUGGCUGCAGACUCCUGGAAGACCCUUGUUUCCCAGGCCGUGGGGACAGCUGGGGACCUCUUCUCAUUGACGUUUUGACAGAUUUACGUUUCACCCCUUCAGGCCUCUCUCCCCAGCACUUGCCCAGCAGACCGCAAGGGGCGUGCUCAUGACCUUGGUUUGGGCCUGGCCCCGAGCCAUCCCCACCGUCCUAGCCUGUCUGUGUGUCCCGCCCGGUGCUCGGGGCCCUGGUGUCACCCACCUCGGCCCAUGAUUGCCAGGCGUCCUCCUAGGAGGGCAAACGCAGUCGGGCUGGGCAGCCUGCCCAGGACUCGAGGCCACCAUGGCCGUCCCGCAGCCCCUGCUUGGGCGGGGAGUUGGGGGACCUGCUGGCCCCCCUGUGCCAGCAGCAGUGUUGGAGGCUCCCUGGUGGUCUGCGAGGUCGCCUGUGCCGUGUGUGUUAUAGGAAACUAGUAGGAAGAAGGGCCACCACCAGCCACCAGCAGUUUUUACUCGGCCUGCAAGGUGGCCCUAACCCUUGAAUGCUAGCCAUGGUGACAAGCGUAACGUGUGGGAAAUAAAUAGACGUUGUGACCUCU